Ilex paraguariensis (yerba mate) is the source of this 606-nucleotide messenger RNA. Lineage: Eukaryota; Viridiplantae; Streptophyta; Magnoliopsida; Aquifoliales; Aquifoliaceae. The record is from the annotation of a GenBank genome assembly.
AUGGAACUAGAAAGGGAGAUUGAACAUUUCAGCCAUGUCCAUCCACUGGUGUUUGAGAGAUCGUUGGAGUAUGAAGAAGAUGAGACAUUUACGUGCAAUGGGUGUUGUCAACGAGCCUUAGACCAUGCCUAUCGAUGUCGGCCAUGUGACUACUUACUUCACGAAAGAUGUGCAAAACUUCCCACGGAAAUUGAAGUCCCUAAACACCCCCAACACCUUCUAACCCUCAAUGCUUUUCUUUCUGGUGCUAGUGUUAUUAGUAAAAGUAAAAAUAUGCUGGCCUAUUUUUGUCGGCCUUGCACUACAGCAUCUGCAUUUUAUGUUUCUUACAGGAAGAGAUAUUUUGCCCAUGUACGUUGUGCAAUUUCUCCUAAAGACCAUGCCCCCGACUUCGAACCUUCGCCCUUUCUGAAAGAACCUACCCAAUUUGGCCUAAAGACCAUGACCCCUGACAAUUUGGACGCCAACAUUGAAGAAUUUUUUGGUAGUCGGAUGCAAUUGCCAGUGGAAAAAAAUUCUGAAGAUCCGUCGACAGUAUAUAUUGGAAGUAUUAGGCUUGAGGAGAUCGAGACAGAUCCGGAGAUCCACCCUUGGAUCCUUGAGUAG